This is a messenger RNA of Homo sapiens (human), 632 nucleotides long. It is a transcript of the gene CARD16, whose product is annotated as caspase recruitment domain family member 16. Gene Ontology annotation, biological process: regulation of interleukin-1 beta production; regulation of apoptotic process; proteolysis. Gene Ontology annotation, molecular function: cysteine-type endopeptidase activity; enzyme binding. Gene Ontology annotation, cellular component: protein-containing complex. The transcript has 4 exons. The coding region runs from base 187 to 432 and encodes 81 amino acids. NCBI's taxonomy places the organism in Eukaryota, Metazoa, Chordata, Mammalia, Primates, Hominidae. The record is from RefSeq and is marked validated.
AGUUUCAGCCCACACAAGAAGGGUAGGAGAGAAAAGCCAUGGCCGGUGAGUCUUUUACUGUUCCAAGAACAGGUCCCUGGGAAGAAAGAGUUGUGGAAAGGGCUGGCUCUUCUGGAAGCCAUAAUUAGUAUCUGUGGAAGUUUAGACAAGGUCCUGAAGGAGAAGAGAAAGCUGUUUAUCCAUUCCAUGGGUGAAGGUACAAUAAAUGGCUUACUGGAUGAAUUAUUACAGACAAGGGUGCUGAACCAGGAAGAGAUGGAGAAAGUAAAACGUGAAAAUGCUACAGUUAUGGAUAAGACCCGAGCUUUGAUUGACUCCGUUAUUCCGAAAGGGGCACAGGCAUGCCAAAUUUGCAUCACAUACAUUUGUGAAGAAGACAGUUACCUGGCAGAGACGCUGGGACUCUCAGCAGGUCCGAUACCUGGAAAUUAGCUUAGUACACAAGACUCCCAAUUACUAUUUUCUUCCUUCCCAGCUCUUCAGGCAGUGCAGGACAACCCAGCUAUGCCCACAUGCUCAAGCCCAGAAGGCAGAAUCAAGCUUUGCUUUCUAGAAGACGCUCAAAGGAUAUGGAAACAAAAGUUGCAGAGGUGCCAUGUUCAGAAUACAAUAAUAAAGUGGAGUGAAAGAUA